AUGACUCCCAAUGAGAAUAGAGGAACCGGCCCCGGCUUCUGGUUGUCGGCAAGAGGAAAUGCGCCGUGGCAGCGUCUCAUUGAUCCGUGGACAAAACGGACUUACAUUCGAAUAAAGUUUGGCGUUAUGUUGUUAAUUUUACGAGUUGUUGUGUGCAUAGAUCUGACACUAUCGUCACUAUCACAACAAGCAUACUGGAGUAUAUAG
Messenger RNA from Plasmopara halstedii, 207 nucleotides. RefSeq lists its product as uncharacterized. Bases 1 to 207 code for a protein of 68 amino acids. The transcript has 2 exons. The record is from RefSeq and is a predicted model, not a curated record. NCBI's taxonomy places the organism in Eukaryota, Oomycota, Peronosporomycetes, Peronosporales, Peronosporaceae.